AACUUGUGGCUAAGAUGUUUCAUAGCCAAAAAAGCAAGUUGCAAUGCAUGGGCACGCACCAAACCAACAGAGUCACACGCCCACCACAACCACCAAAUGGCUAGCACACAACUUUCCGACCAAGUUUUCAGGCCAAUCCCUGCCGUGUGCGUCAGUUUGCGGCGACUGAGCACCACCAAACCGAAUAAACUACCAUGCCACCCACGUCCCAAAGCCUUGAAACACAAACACUUGGGGCUUCAAACAGCGCAGAAGUACUACUCAAAGUGGGCUGUUAGACUUAGCUUAGUAGACCAAAGCCCGGCAAAAUCAACCGUCGACAUGGAACGGGAUCCAAUCACCAAGCAUGACUCUAUAACUGGCUACUUGUUGAACAUUGCCUUCUUGAAGACAGUCUUCACUCCCAAGUUCCAGUUGCAUUGGGUCAAACAGUCAGGACCAUAUGAAAUCACUACAAGGUGGACUAUGGUUAUGAAAUUCAUCCCUCUGCCUUGGAAACCAGAAUUGAUCUUCACUGGUACUUCUGUUAUGGGAAUCAACCCUGAAACCGGGAAGUUCUGCAGCCAUGUGGACUUCUGGGAUUCCAUAAGGAAGAAUGACUAUUUUUCUGUAGAAGGUUUGUUAGAUGUAUUCAAGCAGCUGAGGAUUUACAAAACUCCAGACUUGGAAACACCAAAAUAUGAGAUACUAAAGAGAACAGCAAAUUAUGAGGUAAGAAAGUACUCCCCUUUUAUAGUGGUAGAAGGAAGUGUAGACAAGCUGUCUGGAUCAGCUGGUUUCAAUGAUGUUACUGGGUACAUCUUCGGAAAGAACUCGAAAAUGGAGAAGAUACCAAUGACAACUCCAGUGUUCACAGAGGCAUCUGAUGCUGAAUUUUCCAAAGUAUCCAUCAAAGUAUGUCUUCCACUAGACAAGGAUUUAAGCAGUUUACCAGAUCCUAAUGCAGAAACAAUUAGCUUGAAAAAAAUGGAAGAAGGCAUUGCUGCUGUUACCAAGUUCAGUGGGAAGCCUACCGAAGAUGUUGUUCGUGAAAAGGAGAAAUUGCUGCGUGCUAGUCUUAUUAGAGAUGGUCUCAAACCUAAGGCCGGUUGUAUGCUUGCUCGUUACAAUGACCCCGGCCGAACUUGGAGCUUUAUACUGAGAAAUGAAGUGCUGAUAUGGCUGGAGGAAUUCACAUUGGAGUAGCAUGUUCAACAUUGCCUAUUGUUCAACUAACUUUCCUCUUGUGUCAUUUUUCUCCAACGCAAAGUUACUACUAAGAUCAUAGCUCAUAUCAGCCAUAGAUUGAGUUGAAGAACAGCUUAGCAUGUGGAGUCAGCUGACAAGAGGGACAGAUCAGGGACAGUGAUAGAGAGUUGUACCCUUUAUAUCCAUGUGAACAACUGGUCAUCAACCUCGUCGAUGGUCCCUCCUCUAAAUUGCCUGCCCUAUUGUACAACAAUACUAGCUAGUUCACUUUUAUACCAGUCAAAUAUAAUAUAAGCUUCUGGCUUUGUUCUUGACGGCUCCUUAACUGUAAUGGGCGGCGCAAUUUUAUUGUAUUUCAAUACUCUUCUUGAAUCUCACUUCUCAUAUUUAAGAGAGUUUCUAUUGGACCUCUUAAUCUACUCA
Molecule: messenger RNA, 1611 nt
Organism: Rosa rugosa (rugosa rose)
Lineage: Eukaryota; Viridiplantae; Streptophyta; Magnoliopsida; Rosales; Rosaceae
Exons: 10
Coding region: 97-1185 (362 amino acids)
Source: RefSeq, a predicted model, not a curated record